Sturnus vulgaris (Common starling) is the source of this 4234-nucleotide messenger RNA. Lineage: Eukaryota; Metazoa; Chordata; Aves; Passeriformes; Sturnidae. The record is from RefSeq and is a predicted model, not a curated record.
GGUCUCCCGUCCCGGGUGGAGGAGCUGUGUCCGGACCUGCCGGACCUGGAGCGCCUCAUGGGUGACAUCGGUGGCCUGGCGGACUCGGGGGCUCGCUACACGGAGAUGCCACACGUCAUCGAGGUGACCCUGCCCAUGCUGUGCCAUUACCUGCCCCGCUGGUGGGAGCGCGGCCCCGAUGCCACCCCCCAGGGCCCCUGGGCCACCGACGUCACCAGCCACCACCUCAACGCCCUCCUGGGCCACAUCCUGCACAUCGUGGUCAACAACCUGGGCAUCGACGAGGCCUCCUGGAUGAAGAGGCUGGCGGUGUUUGCCCAGCCCAUCGUGAGCAAGGCCCGGCCCGAGCUGCUGCGCUCUCACUUCAUCCCCACGCUGGGGCGGCUGCGGAAGCGCGCGGGGAAGGUGGUGGCCGAGGAGGAGCAGCUGCGGCUCGAGGGCAAGGCCGAGGCCGAGGACGCCGAGCUGCUCAUCCGGGACGAGUUCUCGGUGCUGUGCCGGGACCUGUACGCGCUGUACCCGCUGCUCAUCCGCUACGUGGACAACAGCAGAACCCCAGCCCCAGGUGUUCCCAUCUCACCCAACCCUCCUGGUGUGUCCUUCCACGUCCCCAGCACUGUCCCCAACGAUGUCCCCACGUCCCUAACGUCUGGAGAUGCUCAGGGCGCUGGCUCGGAGCAGGAGCGCUCCAAGAAGCGCCGCCGGGGCGAUCGUUACUCCGUGCACACCUCGCUCAUCGUGGCCACCCUCAAGAAGAUGCUGCCCAUCGGCCUCAACAUGUGCUCGCCCGCCGACCAGGAGCUCAUCGCGCUGGCCAAGGGCCGCUACGCCCUGAAGGACACGGACGAGGAGGUUCGGGAGUUCCUGCACAACAACCUGCACCUGCAGGACAAGGUGGAGAACACGGGCUCUGCCCGCUGGCAGAUGGCCCUGGUGCGCCAGGCCGGGCGGGACGAGGACCCCGACAGCCCCGAGCAGGUGGUGCGCAGGGUGCAGGAGGUGUCGGCCGUGCUCUACCACCUGGAGCAGACGGAGCACCCCUACAAGUCCAAGAAGGCCGUGUGGCACAAGCUCCUGUCCAAGCAGCGCCGCCGCGCCGUCGUCGCCUGCUUCCGCAUGACCCCCCUGUACAACCUGCCCAGGCACCGUGCCUGUAACAUGUUCCUGGAGUCGUACCGGCUCUCGUGGCUGGCCCGGGAGCAGCCGCCCUUCGAGGACAGGAUGAUCGACGACCUCUCGGUGACGCCGCUGUCCCCGUGUCCCCCCCGUGUCCCCCCAGGGGAGAAGGUGAUGUCGGACGAUGAAUUCACCCAGGACCUGUUCCGGCUGCUGCAGCUGCUCUGCGAGGGCCACAACAACGAUUUCCAGAAUUACCUGAGGACACAGACGGGGAACACGACCACCAUCAACAUCAUCAUCUGCACUGUGGAUUACCUGCUGCGCCUGCAGGAGUCCAUCAGUGACUUCUACUGGUACUACUCGGGCAAGGACGUCAUCGACGAGCAGGGCAAGAGGAAUUUCUCCAAGGCCAUGGCCGUGCCCACCCCGUGGAACGUGGUGAACGGGACCAUCGCUCGGCAGAUGGUGGACAUGCUGGUGGAGUCCUCCAGCAACGUCACCAUGAUCCUCAAGUUCUUCGACAUGUUCCUCAAGCUGCGCGACAUCGUCUCGUCCGACGCCUUCCGCCACUUCGUCACCGACCCGCGGGGCCUCAUCUCCAAGAAGGAUUUCCAGAAGGCCAUGGACAGCCAGAAGCAGUACGAGCCCGACGAGAUCCAGUUCCUGCUCUCGUGCUCCGAGGCCGACGAGAACGAGAUGAUCGACGUGGAGAGCUUCGCGCAGCGCUUCCAGGAGCCGGCGCGCGACAUCGGCUUCAACGUGGCCGUGCUGCUCACCAACCUGUCGGAGCACGUGCCGCACGACCAGCGCCUCAAGACCUUCCUGGAGCAGGCCGAGAGCAUCCUGGAUUAUUUCCGGCCCUUCCUGGGCCGCAUCGAGAUCAUGGGGGCGGCGCGGCGCAUCGAGCGCAUCUACUUCGAGAUCAGCGGCGCCAACAAGGCGCAGUGGGAGAUGCCGCAGGUGAAGGAGUCCAAGCGCCAGUUCAUCUUCGACGUGGUCAACGAGGGCGGCGAGGCCGAGAAGAUGGAGCUGUUCGUGAAUUUCUGCGAGGACACCAUCUUCGAGAUGCAGAUCGCCUCGCGCAUCUCCGAGGAGGAGGCGCCGCGCGACGACGAGGAGGAGGAGGACGAGGACAGGGAGGAAGAGGAGCCGGCCGGGCCGGAGGCGCCGGCGUCGGCGUUGCCGGGGCUGGGCGUGCUCAGGAGGGUGCUGGGGUCGCCCCAGACGUGGCGCAGGAGGAUGAGGAGGCUGAGGAAGAAGUCGGGGCGGGAGCUGGCGUGGGAGGCCGGGCUGGGCGUGGGCCGCGUGGCCGUGGGGGGCGUGCUGGGGGGUUUGGGGGUGCUGGCGGUUUUGGGGCGCCUGGCCUGGAGCUCGCUCUUCGGGGGGGGCUUGGUGGAAGGGGCGCAGCGCUUGGGGGUCAUGGAGGUGCUGGGCUCCAUGCCCGACCCCACCCAGGAUGCCGUGGGGGGUGGGGGUGAGGCCGGGGGCGGCGAGGAUGAUGAGGGGCGACCCCCCGAGGGGGAGCAGCCCCCCGAGGCGCAGCUGGAGGCGGCGGCUGAGGUGGAGGGGGAGGAGGAUGAGGAGGAGCAGGAGCAGAGGAAGGAGGUGAAGGCGGCGCCGGCGGGGCCGGGGCUGCGCAAGGAGCCCCAUUUCAGACUGGCGGCCCCCGACGCUCCCGGGGGGCUCGGGGAUAUCGGGGAACCCCCCGGGGCUGAGCCCCCCACCCCUGAGGGGACCCCGAUCCUGCGCAGGAAGAUCGGGGAAAUGGCAGAGCAGGUUGGGGAGGUGCAGAAAGAGGAGGAGCCCCCGGCCGAGACCGAGAAAGCCGACACAGAGAACGGCGAGAAGGGACCCGAGGGGCCCGAGGGGGGCUCGGAGCCCAGGCCCCCCCCCCCAAAACGGCGCAAAUCGGUGCCCAGGGAGCGCCGGGAGCCCCCGGCCGAGGGGGGCUUCGACUUCUGGGGAGAGCUGGAGGUGCAGAGGGUGAAAUUCCUGAAUUACCUGUCCCGGAAUUUUUACAACCUGCGGUUCCUGGCGCUGUUCUUGGCCUUCGCCAUCAACUUCAUCCUCCUCUUCUACAAGGUGUCCGAGCACCCCCCGGGAGCCCCGGAGGAGCCCGAGGGCUCGGGGGUGGCCCCGGAGGAGGACGGGGGUGUCCCGGGGGGUCCCGAGGCCGCGGGGGGGGUCUCGGAGGAGCCCGAGGUUUAUUAUUUCCUGGAGGAGAGCACGGGUUACAUGGGCCCGGCCCUGCGGGGGCUGGCGCUGGCCCACACGCUGGUGGCCUUCCUGUGCAUCAUCGGCUACAACUGCCUCAAGGAACUGGGAGGGGCUGUUGUCACCACUGACCCCCUCCCCUUUUCUCCCCUGACCCCCCCCAGAUCCUUCCCCAGCAAUUACUGGGACAAGUUCAUCAAGAGGAAGGUGCUGGAGAAAUACGGGGACAUUUAUGGACGGGAAAGGAUCGCGGAGCUGCUGGGGAUGGACCUGGCCAGCCUGGAAAUGGGGGCCCAGGGGGAGCGCAGACCCCCCCCCGACAGCUCCCUGCUCACCUGGAUCACCUCCAUUGACAUCCGGUACCAGAUCUGGAAAUUUGGGGUGAUUUUCACCGAUAACUCCUUCCUGUACCUCACCUGGUACAUGGCCAUGUCCCUGCUGGGCCACUACAACAAUUUCUUCUUCGCCUCCCACCUGCUGGACAUCGCCAUGGGCGUGAAGACGCUGCGCACCAUCCUGUCCUCGGUGACCCACAACGGGAAACAGGUGUGGGGGGAGCCGUGUCUGAUCAUCGACGCCUUCGGGGAACUGCGGGACCAGCAGGAGCAGGUGAAGGAGGACAUGGAGACAAAAUGUUUUAUCUGCGGCAUUGGGAGCGAUUAUUUCGACACCACGCCCCACGGCUUCGAGACCCACACGCUGGAGGAGCACAACCUGGCCAACUACAUGUUUUUCUUGAUGUAUUUGAUCAACAAGGACGAGACGGAGCACACGGGGCAGGAAUCUUACGUGUGGAAAAUGUACCAGGAACGUUGCUGGGAUUUCUUCCCGGCUGGUGAUUGCUUCCGCAAGCAGUACGAGGAUCAGCUGGGAUGAAGCCCCCAGACCCAAUUCCCCAAAA